This is a messenger RNA of Lytechinus pictus (painted urchin), 7572 nucleotides long. RefSeq names its product myc box-dependent-interacting protein 1-like. Gene Ontology annotation, cellular component: plasma membrane; cytoplasm. Bases 1 to 1233 code for a protein of 410 amino acids. The transcript has 10 exons. The record is from RefSeq and is a predicted model, not a curated record. Gene Ontology annotation, molecular function: protein binding; phospholipid binding. Lineage: Eukaryota; Metazoa; Echinodermata; Echinoidea; Temnopleuroida; Toxopneustidae.
AUGAUUCUAAGAUUUCUCAUAAUUUGUGUUUUCUUUCUGCUAUUACAGGUCCUUCAGAAGCUGGGCAAAGCAGAUGAGACAAGAGAUGAACUGUUUGAGCACUAUGUACAGAAUUUCACUUCACAACAAGCUGCGGCCAACAGAUUGUUCAAAGAACUCAAGAAUUAUGUGACGUGUGUUAAAGCGAUGAGUCAGGCGAGCAAAGCCCUGUUUGAAGCUAUGGAGUCGACGUAUGAAUCAGAGUGGCAGGGACAAGAACAACUGGCUAGUGUGAGAGAGACUUUAGACCUACUGUGGGAUGACUACCAGAGGAAAUUAAUGGACCAGAUUAUGAACCCCCUUGUGUCCUAUCAAGCAAAGUUUCCGGAAGUGAAGAAACGGAUGGAGAAGAGAGGCAGGAAAUUAAUAGAUUACGACAGUGCAAGGCACAAUCUUGAGGCUUCCAAGAAGAAAGACGAUCAAAAAUAUAUCAAGACACAAGAGGCAUACAAUGAAGCAAGGAAGAUGUACGAGGAGCUCAACUCAGACCUCCACGAAGAGCUACCCACGUUAUAUGACAGUCGCAUUCCGUUCUACGCCAACACCUUCCAGCUCUUGUCAGCAGCCGAGUCAACGUUCUAUGAUGAAGUAGGGAAGGCCAAGGGAUCAGUGAGCAGCAUUAUGGGUGAUCUCUAUCAGGAAGCGUCGGUGGGAAAAUAUGACAUCAGAAAAAGCAUACCUGAGCUGCUACGUCAAAGCAACAACACGUCCACACCUCCUUCCACCAUCUCAUCCCCUGUCAACCAGUCGGCGGCCUCGAGGGAUUCCCCCAACCAGAGCCCCGUCUACUCUGUCCCACCCGCCAGGCGGGACCUGCCAGAGGAAAGGGAAGAUGAUGACGAGGAGGAGGAGGACGACGACCAGACGGCUGAAUACCAGGUUCCUCGGUCAACUCCAGUUGAGCCUAAUAAGAAUCCAGCGGCAGACAUGACGACACACAACGGCACAUCUCCUUCCUCUCCACCACCUCAAACCAACGGCAGUAAUCUACCAUCAGGCGUACUAUAUAGAGCAAAAGCAACACAUGAUUACCAACCGAGAGACUCUGAUGAAUUGACGCUGACUAAAGGAGACAUGGUAUUUGUUAUACCAUUUGAAGACCCAGAAGACCAGGAUGAAGGCUGGUUAAUGGGGUACAAGGAGACCACGGGAGAUAGAGGCGUCUUUCCUGAGAACUUCACUUCAAAAUGCUGAUAGCUAUGAUCUUGGCACCCAUUCUCUUUCUUAGUUCACAUUGCAUCAUCGGAGGGAUUUACACUGACCUGAACAAAAGGGCCCGGCAUCAUAAAUUCAUCAACAAAAAAUAUCAAAAUUUGGUGGCAAAUUUGCUCUUGGCCAAUCUAAUGUAUGAGGUCUCAGUCAUGCAUAAAGACUUGCAUAACUUUAAGAGCCUAAUGAAACGGCCACAGGUGGGUGUUUCAUAAAGCUGUUCGUAAGUAACAAGCAACUUUAUGAACGUCUGGUGACCUUUUCUUCGGAACUAAAUCAAAACCUAUUUGGUGUAUAUCAUUGAAACAAGAAAGGGUCACCAGUCUUUUGUAAAGUUGCUCGUAAACUAUGAACAGCUUUAUGAAUGACCUACAUUGUUAGCAUUGUAAGUGAUAACUGUUUAGCAGUACAUGUGUUUGUUUCGAGCUGUAAAGUGUAGUUUUGUCCAAAAGGUGAAAGGCACUCAUCAGUGCAGUGAAUAAUCCUCAUUAAGGUAUACGCAGGACUUAAUUAUCAACACGACUGCCACCUCAGAAUAUUGGUGGUGUUUACUAUAUAUACUGGGGUUCAUAAAGCUGUUUUCAGAAUUACAAGUGACUAUAAAUAAAAGAUACAAUAUGAAGUGCUCAUACAAGAGUCCAUGGACUUUACAGACUUUUUAUAAAAGUCUAUUUUUUUCAUGAUCUUUUUAAAAUUUUGACAAACGAUAUACGCUGCAUUGUUAAUAUAUUAUGUUAAUAUUAUAAAUGUUGAUCAUCAUGAGCAUAUUUCAAUUUUAGCUUACAGGAUUAAAUGUGAUUUGGAUAUCCACCUGGCACUAAAUAUUCCUCUCUUCUUAAAAGUCUUUUGUAACUUUGCAAACAGCGUCAUGAAAAAUUCCCUUCAGGCCGUUUCAUAAGUUAUGAAUUAGUAUGCAUGACUGGUGACCCCAUUCUUGUGCCAAUGGAUGUAUCCCUUUAUGGCUGACAUUAUGACCUAAGAACAUGUUCCAGUUGUGUGUAAAGUCAUGCAUAACUUUAUGAAAACAUUCAUUAUCAUGUUGGCCUUGUAUCAAAGCAUGCAUGAAAGAAGGAAUCUUUUUUUUUCCAUUUUUGGUGAAGAUUUCUUCUUAAAGAGAAUGUGGUGGAGUGAUUAGAUAUUAUCACACUGAACUUUUAUUGCUGUUAUUUAAAAUAGUUCAAAGGCAAUAGGCUCUUGUAUAUCAACUAGUGUGCUCAGUGAUGUUAUAAUUUCGUAAAUAAUAAUUCCUUGGUUAGAUUAAUAGGGAGGAUGUGGAAGCUACAACUGUAGCCUGAGAAUGGUAUGAAAUUUAUUGGGUUCAAAUUGGGUUCUGUUAUCAAUACUGAAAUGUUAUUCAAACUAACCAAAAAAAACUUAUAUGAUGCUCAUCACAGCAUUGAAUUUUGAAGAACUAUAUAUUUAUUUUCAUAUCCUGAUUUUAACUUGAAUACAUUUUUUCCAUUUUCCCUCUUGUACAACAUUAAAUAGUGUCAGUUUUAUAUAGAGAGUAAUGAUUUGAGUGAUUAGUGGUAAUGUGAAUGUGAAUGGUUAGUUCUUGUGUGGGAAGUAAGGAAUAUCUAAGAAAAUUGAUUUUCUCCUGACAUUUAUAUCAUAUAGUAGUUGGUCCAAGCGUUCUAAAACUGUUCAAGCUGAAUGUAAAAUAGAAGGGUAAUCAGUUUGAUGAAAUCAUCCUCAUUUAAAGGGGAAUCCAAUCCAAAUAGAAACUUGUUUUCAGAGGAAAAAGAAAAAUCUGACAAGUUGAUAGGUGAAAGUUUGAACAAUACUGGCCAAACAACAAGAAAGUUAUAAAUUUUUAAAAGUUGUAAAUAUUGGUAAUCACUAUACACAUGGAGACUUCAAAUUGGCCGCAUGUGGGAUGGCAUAGUGAUGUCAGGCAAGGACUACUCUUCCAUGUACUCCAAUACAUAAAAUGGUUAAAAUUUCGUUUUUUUUUUCAAAAGUUUACUUUGAAUUAUAUUUUUUCUUUCAUGAGGACAUAUAACAAUAUGCUACCUGGGUUAUAUUUUGAUUACUGCCCCAGGAGAAUGGGUACUUAGAUGAAAACCACAAAUCCCUGAUAAUAAAGUACAUGGCCUAUGGGAAAGUUGUCCUUGCCCCUUGUCAUAAUUUACUUACUCAGUUGCCAAUUUGAAAUCUACAUAGUCUUAAGGAUUUCAAUUUUAAAGCAGCCAUAACUUUUUUAUUGCUUGUCCAAUUUCUUUCAAACUUUCACCAUUCUGUUUUAUUUAUUUUUCUCCUUCGACGCAACAUUUUAUGACCAAGGCUGGAUUCCCCUUUUAACUGUCAAAUAUUUGCCAUAAUUCCUUGCCUCCUCCCAUUAAAAAAAAAAUUAAUAAAAUAUGAAGAGGUGAAGGAAAUACUUUAUUUUUAGAAUAUCACAAAUUUUUACAUCUCUUGUAAGGGGUGAGACAGGUUUCUUGUGAAGUAGGUAGAUUGUUUUGCACUUGCAAUUAUUUGAUUGGGCAUUCAUGUAAAAAAGAAGGUAUACAAAGCAGGGAUUUUCAUCAAAAGCAAGAUUGUUUUUACAUGAUAUCAUGUCUUGAUGUAUAAACUAAAAGUUUGUAAUAUAUAAAAAAGUAUGUAUAACGUUCCCCUAUAUGUGAGACCUUACUAAAGUGAUUUGCCUCUGUUUUAUAGUUCACAUAGCAAGCUGUUAUGCUCCCAAAUGGCUGGAGCGGAUCAUGAAGUGAACUAAGAUUUGAGAAACAUGAGGGUCAGAUGAAUGUGAAGACUGAUUGUUAUUUGGAUUUUUCCAUCAAAUUAUUACAUCAUACAGUUAUUGGAUAGAUCUUUUGAAAUAUUUUUUAAUUUAAUAUCACGGGGAUGUUAUGUGGAGCGUUGUGGCCCAGUGGAUUAGUAUCCGGACUUUGAAACAGAGGGUCGUGGGUUCGAAUCCCAGCCAUGGCGUAAUUUCCUUCGGCAAGAAAUUUAUCCACAUUGUGCUGCACUCGACCCAGAUGAGGUAAAUGGAUACCGGCACGAAGUAAUUCCUCAAAAAGCUGUACGCACCACAAUCGGUAGACUAGCUUAACCGGGGUAAUAUAGGAGCGCCUUGAGCACCUCGCAAGGUGGAUACGUGCGCUAUACAAAUCCUAUAUUAUUUAUUUAUAAGUUAUUAAUUUUUCAAAAUCCCAGCUUCCAUUCUAAAAGGUCAACAGUUCAAAUAUACCAUUGAAAACUGUGGUGUUGGUAGUCUUGUUUUUUUUUCUCUCCCGAACAUUUACCUAAUGAAAUAUGAGAAUUAUCCCACAAAAUAUUUGCAAGUUUGAAAUAUUUUGUCUAGACAUAUUGGACAUAAGGUCUCUUGGGCUCUGUGGUGCUGUAACACAAAACAUAACUAUUAAUCGUAGAAUAGAUUUUUAUGAUUGAUUGCUUUUGACAACAAUGUACAUUCAAUCAUGAAAAUCCCGAUCAGUUGUUAAGCUUUGUUGGACAGAACCCAGUAGCUUAGUGAUCAUGAUUUAACUUUUAUAGACUAAGAGUGAGUAACUGACAGUAAUGUCAUGCUGACAAAAUUUGUGUUUGAUUUUUAUCUUGGCGUGUGUAGUUGCUUUUAGUCAUAGAAAUUAUCAUGGGUUUGUGAGGAUAAUGUGUCAUGAAAGAUUUUAAACUGCAGUAACUUGAAGGGCACCGCAUGCUGUAAACUAUCCUGAACGAGUCCAAGUUCUUUAAUAUUUAUUUCGCUUGAAUCAGAGGGCUCCCCAUCUCGGUGUGUGAAUGAAGCUCCAUGGAAUUAUUUGCGUAACUUAGGUGCUUAUUUUGAUUGACGGUUAGUAGGUUCGCAGUGAUACUGUUUUUGUCUUAAAAUUUUGAAGGAUUAUCUCCUGUUAAUCAUUACACCAUUGAAUUCUCAUUGUUAAUGUACUGUACUCGUGAUGCUGGUCCGAAAUUACACCAGUGGCAUACAUGUGGUAACGUUAUCACUUCAUCUCACUGAUGAUUGCGCAAUAAGGGGGCGUGUCUCCUGAGCACAAUUACAAAUGGGUUGAUGUGCUACAUACAGCAUGCUACUUGUAUUUUUAAGUGUAACUUAUAACUCACUCAACUCAUAACUUCUGUAACUGCCCCUUAAUUAUGAUACCAGAAAUGAGACAGUUUUCUCUUUUUAUGAAUUUAAUGAUAAGAGGUACUUUUGAAUUCCUCUCUUCUGAACAAAGGCAUUUCCUAUUUUCCAGGCAGUGCUAAUUAUUGAUGGUUUUGAAUGAAAUUAUACAUGUAAAUUUUAGCUCCUUGACUUCCUCAUAGACAGCAUUUGUAAUACUUGAGCAUUAUUUAUGAAGCAUGAAUUGAUUGGAUUAUCGCAUCACCCGUUUGGGGUUCACAUUGGGUCAGUAUUUAUAUUUCAUUUUCAAUGUAUUGUGAAGUUAAUUGAGCUAUGCAAUGAAGACAUCAUUUUUUAUUGCUUAUUUUGUUGUUAUUUUUUUAUUGAUUAAUUUGUGGAAUGUUUUAAUAUACUUGAUUUUUUAUAUUAACCACUUUCUAUCUCUUUGUCUCUAUCUCUUUCCUUUUCUCCCUUUUCUUGCAAAUUUGAAUGCUUAAAUUAUUUUUGUUUUUAAAUUAGGUUACUAUGAACAGCACCCCUUGAUUUUGGUUUGAUUGUAUAUAUCUUGCUCAAGUUUUGUUUCAUUCUAUCACAUUAUCAAUAUCCUUGUUUCUGUCUUGUGCUUUUAGUUCAAGACUGAAUUAUCAGAAUUUCUCUUCGUAUACCCUUUGUUUCAAAUGUCUAUUUAUUAGAUGUUAGAUAAUCAAGAGUUUAAAUUAACUCCAUGAUAUUGGCUGUACAAUAUGCCCUGUGCUCAAAAAUUGUAUCCCUGUCUUAUGACCUUUAUUUUAGAUCAUAAUCACAAUGUCCAUAAAAAUGUAUUUGAACAUUUAUAUAUAUGAGGCAAGUAUGGAGAACACAUAAAGAUUCCGAUAUCACUUUAAUUUGUAAUACUAAAAUGAUUGUAACCUUUUGCACAAAACUGCCAUGAAAAGGAUAAAUUUAGAGAUAGUUUAAUCUUAUUGGGGGAAAAUGUUUAAAAGCAUUAAAAGUGGGAUGAAUGAAGACAUAAUCAGGGAAUAUUUGUUUCUUUCAUUUCACAUCUUACAUUAUGUAUGAAUAGUAUUUUUUAUGUUGUAAUUAGAUGAUAUUAUACCAUAAAUACAUAACUCUUUGAAAUCAUGAUUGUAGUUUGUAGUUAAUCAAUAUAGUCAUGCAAUUGGAAUUUAGGAAAUAUGCCAAGCUAUCAAUAUUUAAUGUUAAAUCCUUUUCUGAUUGUGAUCAUAAAUGUGAAAUGAUUGUCUGGUGUUUGUACUUUGGUCUAUUGUCAAUCAUCAUGGAAAAUAUCAGACGAGUCUUGUCUGUGAAUGUUAAGGAAGAAUAUAUGUUUUGUCUUUGUAUUUAUUAAUGUUUUGAUGUGUAAUCUUUUUAUCAACAGCUCCUCUUCUCCAAUUUUGAAGGAAGAUGAAAACAAAAUCACUGUCAACUAAAGGUUUUUUUUUCUUGCACUAUUUUUAAGAAAUCUAGAUGGCAAUGAUCAGCAUUUAUGCCCAUUCUGAUAUCAAAUAUAUAUUGAUUUUCAAAUGUGGAUGAAAUAAGGAUACAGAAAUGGGAAUGCUCAUGACUUUGAUUUUAGGCAAUCUGCAGUAAUGUAAUGAGGGUAUAACUACUAGGUCCAAUUACAUCAAACUUACCAUAAAUGUUAACUCGGCCAUCAAUGGUAAAUACUAUGGUAGAAAUGUCCAACAGCCAAUCAAGAUCAGGAUUCAAUAGAAAAAAGGGAAAAUUAUGACAAUUACCCUUUUUAUGGGUUUAAUCAAUGAAAAGUGUGCCACAAGGGGCCUGUUGCAUAAAACUUUUUACCUGAGAAAACUCAGGUAUUUUUUACCUUAGUUUUUGCCCUGUGUUAAAGUCAAUGGCAGAAAUCAGACUAACCUUAUUUUUCAGUUUUUACCGGAGUUUUCUCGGGUAAAAAGUUUUAUGCAACAGGCUGCAGGUGUUAUAGUCCACAUAGGAUUAGUGAAUUUUCUCCCAUUGAGUUACUAGCGUUUAGCAUUAUUUUCCUUCCAAUUAUGGAUACAUACCGAUAUAAAUUUUGAAGAUGUUUAACAAAUAUCCUUUCUAUAUUUCCUUGUGAAGUUCCAUAUGAUAUAAAGCUGGUGAGUGGGCAAAUACUGAUUUCCAUAAUAUCUUAUGAACUUAUUCCUAGCAUUUAUCGUGAUCAAGUUCAUUUUUCGUACAAUAUUCUCCCCUUUUUUCACCUAUAUCUAGGGUAGUCUCUUUCGGCUUGGAAACAGUAGUUAUUACAUCGUUCCCCAACC